AGUAUUCCGCCAUUUAUUAUCAUUUUUUUUUUUUUUAAUUUUUAGUUAUAGUUAUUAUUUAGAUUACCUAUUUUAAGUUUUAACUAUUUUUGUGUUUAAAUCGUCUCCAAAUAAUAAUUUAAUCGAUUUAGAAUUUUAUUUUGCAUUAGUGAUUCGCAAUACCUUGACAGCGUGAAUUUGUCUGUUGUGUACUUGUGUUUGUUUUAACAUUUUAUGAGUAUUUUAAUUGUUCUCAUUGUGCAACAGUCAAAAUGUUUGGAUUUCCAAAAGAUUUUAAAUCGAAAAAUAUCACCGUGAAAAUUGAUACUAAUGUGAAACGCAGAACUUAUGGUGAUUCUUCUCCUUCUAUGCCACGUAAAAAACUUCAUAGCAGUGUUAAUAAGUAUGAUGGUAGUUCAGAUGAGCGAGGGUUGUCCGAAUAUGUACGUAGUAGCGCUCGAAUGCCACAAAAUCCUAGAGUGUCUAGGUAUUCAGAAAUUGAACAAUUUGACCGAUCUAGGGAUUUGGAUCGAUUGCAUGCCACUUAUAAAGUAUUGUGUGUGAGUGCUUUACAUCCCAAAGCAAGUGACGAACAAGUUAAAGAUACUUUGUAUCGAGAAUAUCGCAAAUUUGGUGAAUUUUCUGUUAAAAUAUCACAUGAACUAAAUGAAAGAAUGGCAUAUGUAUGUUUUAGAAGCUCAAAAGAUGCUAAAGAUGCCAAACAUAGUAAGCCUAGAAUACAUUUGUUUGAUAAAAUAGCUUUAGUUGCUCCUGUAUAUGAAAGUCGUGGUUCUAGAGAUCAUCAUGCAUCGAGAGCUAGACGUUCACAAUCCCGAAAUUUUUCUCCAGAUGUUGAAAGGUACUAUCCUGCUUCUACAGAAGUUCAUAGACCACAUCAAAUUGAUAGGUUAUAUGAAAAGGUUAUACCAUAUGGUAUUCUUCCCUCCAUGCGGCGGCCACAAGUUUUUCGAGAAAUAGGUUUGCCACCAUUACAUGCACGUGAACUUCCAAUAUCUCGACAACAGUUAUUGCACCAUAUGGCUCCUAUUCAUCCUCAUUUAGGGCCAAUUCAUGCAUUGUAUGGCCCACCAAGACAUCUUAUGCUACCAUUUAAACCAUACAUUCAUCCUCAUCUGAUGUAUGACAAAAAAGAUAAAUUUCCCAACUAUUUACACCAUAUUCCACCAGAAGACGACCCGUUAGCUACACGUACAUUGUUUGCUGGAAAUUUAGAAUUUUCUAUUACGGAUGAAGAACUUUAUUGUUUAUUUGGUAGAUAUGGAGUUGUUGAGGAUAUAGAUAUUAAACGUCCAUUGCCAGGAACAGGAAAUGCAUAUGCAUUUGUUCGUUAUCAAAAUUUAGAUAUGGCUCAUAGAGCAAAAGUCGAAUUAUCUGGUCAAUAUUUAGGCAAAUUUCAAUGUAAAAUUGGCUAUGGAAAAUCUAUACCUUCACAACGAAUAUGGGUUGGUGGUUUGGGUCCUUGGACAUCACUUGCUCAGCUAGAACAAGAAUUUGAUAGAUUUGGGGUUAUUAAUAAAAUUGAAUUUGUCAAAGGUGAUAUUUAUGCCUAUAUACAGUUUGAAUGUAUUGAUGCUGCAACUGUAGCUGUCAACGAAAUGAGAGGAGUGUCUUUAGGAGGUCCAGAACAUAAACUUAGAACAGAUUAUGCUAAAAGUAUUUGUGGCAGCCCUACAUUAACUAAUUCAACAAAGUCAUCCCAAGAUGAUGUUGCAGCAACUGCAGGAGAUUUACAAGAACAAACAAGACAAAAUGAAUAUCCAUUUAGUUGGGCAGAUGAUGAGUAUCCUUUGUAUAGUUCUAAAAUGUAUCGUAAAGAUCGUAUAGAAUAUAGUGAAGAAAGUGGAGAAUUUGACAAUCAUGAGAAUAGAUCAUUCAAGAAGCAUUCUGUUUCUGAUAUUAGUUCUUCUCGAUCACCACUUCACCAAUCGAUUGACAGUGAUGUUGACUCUGAAGAAGGAGAAAUACAAUCUCCAAGUCCUUUGGAUUCUGUUCGUACACUAGAACAUUUGGCUUGUAAAUGUUCUUAUACAUGGCAAGGCAGUCUUGUGUUAAAAAGCUCUCAGUUCCCAACUAAAUGCCAUUUAACAUCCGGUGAUACAAAUGUCAUAAAGUCAAUGAUGAAAGAUUUUGAUGGUAAAUCAAUAUUACGCAUAACUCAACGAUUGCGUUUAGAUGAGACAAAGUUGGAAGAUGUUUCUAAACGUAUGACUGCUGAUAAGCAUGCUAUAUUUUUGGCUAUGCCUUUUUCUACUAACUCGAUUUCCAACAAUGAUGCAUUGGUACAAAUUAGACCGUUACGUAAUUUAAUAUCCUAUUUAAAACAAAAAGAGGCUGCUGGGGUAAUAUCAUUAAUAAGUGAAGAUCCGGAAACAGCUGGUGUAUUAUAUGUAUUUCCUCCAUGUGAGUAUUCAGCUAAAUUAUUGAAACAAAGUGCAAAAAAUUUAAGCAGUGAAGCAUUAAAUGAUGAUCAUUUAGUCGUGGUAGUAGUUAAAGGGGAUAUUUAAUAAUAAGAAAUUUGUUUUUUAUGUAUAUUUACUUAAUAAUAAUAUAUCCAUAUAUUUUUUUUUAUCAAUUAGAUUUAAUAAUUGGAUAGAAUUAAUUAUUAUGAGUUUAUUACAAUUAAUUAUAAGUUUAAUACAAGUUUAUUUAAAAUUUAUUAGGUACAAGCAUGAACUAAAAUAAUCUUAGUUUAUCUUAAGUUUAUCUUAGUUCAUGGAUACAAGUUUGUUAUUAGUAUAAUACUAGAAUAUCUUCAUUUUAAGUUUAAUAUUUCUUAUGACCAUAAAUAGAUUUUUUUGUUACAAUAUUGAUGUUUUUAAUUUAAACGCAUAUGUUUACUAUAAAACAAAUAACUGUAGUUUAUUCAAACUAUGUAUAAGUUAGCUUGUGUCAAUUCAAGUUCACACACAGAGUUCAACUACGUAUAUGACAUGUAGAAUGCGUAACAUAAUUAAAUAUACAGAUUGGGCCACACUGUCUAUUGUAGAACAACUAUUACAAGUUUAAAAAUGUAUACUUAAGUGAUUCAAUAUGUUUCAUUACCAUUUAAAAUAAUGUAUUAUUUUAUUAUUAAUAAGUGUUAAUAUUUAUAACAACCUUACAUUUCGUUAAAUUGUUUCUCUUAUAACUUUUUAAAAUAUAGUGUAAAUUAUCAAGGAACACUUUUACCUACCACUGAUUGUUCAGUUAUAAUUUUUUAAUUGCUGUAACUAUUUAUGACAAAAUAAAUACUUAAGUUAUUAAUCAACUAAUCUUGUUCGUUAAAGAAAUUUUAUAAUUAAGUGUAAUUUGCGAUUUGACUGUUAUUGUUUUAAAAAAUAAUUUUAAUCCAUUACACAUAAACUAUGUAUGACAUAUUUGAUAGUAAUAGUAAUAUUAUUUUUGCCAAUUUAAAUUAAUUGUACAGUUACUUAAGAUAUAUGAAGCAUUGUUGUUUUUUUUAAAAAAUUUUUAUUUAUGGCGUUU
This is a messenger RNA of Metopolophium dirhodum (rose-grain aphid), 3465 nucleotides long. RefSeq names its product RNA-binding protein spenito-like. Gene Ontology annotation, cellular component: nucleus. The transcript has 2 exons. The record is from RefSeq and is a predicted model, not a curated record. Lineage: Eukaryota; Metazoa; Arthropoda; Insecta; Hemiptera; Aphididae. Gene Ontology annotation, molecular function: mRNA binding. Gene Ontology annotation, biological process: regulation of alternative mRNA splicing, via spliceosome. The coding region runs from base 252 to 2504 and encodes 750 amino acids.